Molecule: messenger RNA, 1131 nt
Organism: Beauveria bassiana ARSEF 2860
Lineage: Eukaryota; Fungi; Ascomycota; Sordariomycetes; Hypocreales; Cordycipitaceae
Exons: 2
Coding region: 1-1131 (376 amino acids)
Source: RefSeq, a predicted model, not a curated record
AUGUCGCUUUUGACCCUGAAGACCCGCCGGUCGGCGUUUGGCACCAGCGACUGCCAGCAAAUCUUCUUCUUGCAUCCUGGGUAUCCCGAUGGACAUGAUCUCCUCCUCAGUCUUCCCGCCUUCGACAGCCGAGGUAUUCAUCACGAAACGGCCCGCAUCGCCUGCGCCAUUCUCGCCAAUUCCCGCUGGGAUGGCUUUCUCUCUCUGACUAGAGAUGGCGAAGCGGUGCCAGACGCAAGAGACGACGUACUUGUCAAUACGCGCUACUAUUUUCGAAUCCCAGACGAUGAUCAGUACCCAGUCGUCCCGUCGUAUGAAAACUUUCGCUGUCCGACCACCCUCCCCGAAUCAUGGGCUGCCGAAAGCCCGCACAUCGAGCCCACCGCUACGGAUGACGUGGGUAGAAGAGACCAGACGUGCCGUGCGACAGCCUCGACGCUCGCUAACGAGGUUGCACACAUCAUACCCCAGGCAUUAAGCGAAUGGUGGCAGCGCAACAGCAUGUUCACCUACACUGCCAAUCCCGACCUCUCUUCUGAUAUGCGGUGUGCGGAUAAUGCAAUAUUGCUACGUCGUGACCUACAUAAGUUGUGGGACGACCACCGCUUCGCUUUUGUCCCUAAGCAAGGUAAAUGGGUUCUUCAUGCACUAUGGAGAAGCCCAUCGAACGAGCUUGAGACAGAGUACCACAACCUAGAGCUACAGCCGCUCUAUGGGGUAGCGACACACUUCCUUUUUUGUCGCUUUGCCCUUGCUAUCCUUUCUAAGAGUGUCUUUCUCAGCCAGAGUGUUGAACGGAGACUUGUGACACUCGAUGGUGACGAUAGACCAUUGGUGCAGUCUAUGUCCUCUAACGAAUACAGAAAACUUAUUUCUACGGCUAGGCGGGCAAACAGCCGUAGCCAAAGUCCUAAGAAGCGGGCACGAUCGGCGCAGGGCACUGAUGAAACCGAGAUAGAUGAAGCCGAGUUGGACUGGUCUGCAAGCAGCGCGCAGUAUGAGCAGCGAGGACGACGUAGGAGGAGGAUAUGGUCGCCUGAUGCUUCACCGGGCAGGGAGGAAGCAAAAUUUAUCAACGACAUACAACGAUCGCUCGAUACGCCCCCACGAUCGACCAGCCCAUUACUCUGA